AUGGCAGAAAGGGAGGAAUCUAUGAAAUACUAUCACUCAAGGGAAUCUGAAAAUGAAGAAUAAAAAAGGCCUAGUUAUGCAAUGAUGACCAUUGUUAAUAAUUAACCGCAUCCAGUAUGUAUUACAAAGCUAUUUUUUAUGCAAAAAACAUAGAUUUCAAUGGAGUCAGCCAACGAAAAUCAAUUGAAAAUUAACAAAAACAUGGCCCCUUGGUAUAUAAGUAAAAAAUAUAAUAAGCUGAUUGAUAAACCAAAUUGUUUACCUAUUAUAAAAAAAGAAUUGAGUCUUGAGGAACUGGAUGAUUAAGAGGGAAAGGUUCGAAAAAUAAAUAGUGGUUCAAGCGUAGCAGAAAUUAAUGAAUAAAAGUCAAAUAGGAGCCAAUCGAGCGCAAGGAGUGCAAAGAGUGCAAGGCAUUCUAGUAAUCAAAUAAUAAAUGGAGAGCCAAAGAAGAAAUAGAUAAGAAGAAUGAAUAGCAAAAUUAAGGCACGAUUGUCAAAAAUGUAAAACCUCAAAUAAAAAUCGGCACUUCAGAAAAUAGUUUCUUAAUUUAUAGAAGGAUGGGCAUUCUCGAUUUUAAUGGCUAUUGUUACUCUUUAUGCACUUUUUGGAGAUGAUAUAAGAAUAUUAUCAGUCAACAAAGAUCAAGAUGAUAUUUUCUUUAUUCUUACAAUUAUAAGCAUGUCUUUUUUUACACUAGAAAUAAUCUUAACCUCUAUUGCAAAUCCAAAUUAUAUCCUAAAUGUAAAUAAUUAAGUUCUAAGACUAGUUUUAUUUUUGUCUUGAUGUAAUUUCGACUGCCACAAUGAUUUUAGAUAUAGGAUGGGUAACGGAUUUAUGGUAUGGAGAUGAAGGAGAUAUUGGAAAUGCUGCAACAAUUAAGGCCUUGGGUAGAGCAUCCAGGGUUGCAAGAAAAGCAGCAAGAGUCAUAAGGAUUAUUCGUUUAGUAAGGCUCGUUAAAUUAUAUAAACAUGCCAGAUAAUAAUAUGAAAAGGAAUAAUAAAGAAAGAUCCUUUAGGAUAUAUUAAAAUAAAAUAGAUUAAUGAGUGAUGAGAAUUAAAAGUAAUAGUAAUAAUAAUAAUAAUAAUAAUAAUAAUAAUAAUAAUAAUAAUAAUAAUAAUAAUAAUAAUAAUAAUAAUAAUAAUAAUAAUAAUAAUAAUAGAUCAAUUCAUAAUCUCAAAAACAAAACUAUAUUGUAAAUAAUCCGUCGUUUCCUUCACCUCUUCCUUCUGGUUAAAAUUAAUUGAAAAAUAAUUAUGAUAAAUAAGAUUAGAUUGAAUUAUAGAACUUAGUAAAAGAGAGUGCUAAGCCGUUUCUCGGAUAAAUUUAAUAGUAAUAAAAUUCUGAAUUAUCUGCUUUACCAGCUCAAUAAGGAUAAUCAUAUGAUCAAAGUGCUUAAGGAAGUAAUAGUGAUUAGUUUAGACAAAGCCAAUAAUCUCUAUAGCAAACUGAAAAUCUUUAAGAAAGCAACGUGGGUUCUCGAUUGUCUGAUUUAGUAAUGAGGAGAGUAAUUACUAUUAUCUUAGCAAUAUUAAUAAGCAUUCCAGUAUUAACUUUAGAUACUUAUUAAGAAACAAUAAACUCUUAUGAUUCUGGUAUAUUUAGAAUAGGGUAAUUUAGAAAUGAAUAAAAAAUUCUUGAUAUCUUAACAAUGUAAUAUGUAAAAUUUCAUCAGGAUGAACUUUUUCCAAUCUUGGCUGUAUUUGUCUUAAGAAAUAAUGUAACUAAUAAUCUUCCAAAAUUAAAUGAAACAAAUUUUUAAAUCUUCAAUUAUUCUAAAAACCCUGAUUGGUUUUAACCAACAAAUUUAAAUAUUGAUUAACACCGAUUUUCUGAUAAAUAAUAUUAUGCUGCAGUAGAUAUAAAUAAUAAAUUAAUAACGUGUUCAGUAGGUGAUUUGAUUGACUAUAAUCAAACCAAUGCUAUUCUGUCAAUAUUUUAGACCUUAUUUGUAUGUAUAGUAUUAGCUUCUAGUGCUAUCUUAUUUAAUAAGAAUGUAAAUGAAUUGGUUAUUGAGCCAAUAGAGAAAAUGAUGGAAAAGAUAGAAUUAAUAGCCCAAAAUCCAUUGGAGGCAGUAAAUAUCGAAGAAUAAGAGGAUUUAGUAAUGGAAUAACUGGAAUAAAACGAAGAUCAUGAGAAGAUAAAGGAGAAGUAUAUAGAAAAACAGAUGGAGACAUAUAUUCUUCAAAGGUUAAUCAUGAAAGUUGGAGCUUUAUUAGCAGUAGGAUUUGGGGAAGCAGGCUCAGAAAUUAUAGCUGAGAAUAUUAAGAAAGGAGGGAGUGUAGAUCCAAUGCUUCCAGGGAAGAAAAUAAUGGCUAUAUUUGGUUUUUGUGAUAUUAGAAAUUUUACUGAUGCAACAGAAGUUUUAUAAGAGGAUGUAAUGGUAUUUGUGAAUGAAAUUGCUGAGAUUGUGCAUUAAACAGUGAAUCAAUAUGGAGGAUCUGCAAAUAAGAAUAUUGGUGAUGCGUUCCUGUUGGUUUGGAAAUACUUACCUAUGGAAUAUCAUCCUAAUCCGCAAAAUCCAUCUAAGUUGAUUGUGAAAACAGAUCAUCAUAUUAAACAAAAAGGAGAUAUGGCAGUUUUGGCUUUCUUAAAGAUAAUCACUUCAAUCUCAAUUUCUAAGAAAUUAGAGAGGUAUAAAAAACACGCUGGGUUGAAUGCAAGAAUGAAAGAUUAUUCUGUGAAAAUGGGAUUUGGAUUGCAUAUGGGAUGGGGCAUUGAAGGGGCAAUAGGUUCAUCUUUCAAAAUCGAUGCUUCUUACUUGAGUCCUAAUGUCAAUAUGGCAUCCAGAUUGGAAGCUGCCACGAAAUAAUUUGGUUCAAUUAUUCUAAUUAGUGGAGUUUUAAAAUAAUAUUUGACUGAGGAAUGUCAGAAAUAAUUAAGAUAAAUUGAUAUUGUAACUGUAAAGGGCAGUGUAGAACCUGUGGAAAUUCACACUGUAGAUAUGUCAAUAAAGAAUCUGAUCCAAAAGACUAAAGAAAUGAAAGACAAAUUUGAUACUAGCAAGAUGAAUUAGAAACAAUAAAAACAGUUUCGAGUUCUUAAUAGAUUCAAAAGGGAAUAAUUGCAAAAAGAUGUCUCAAAAAACAAAGUCAAUGUGGCAGAUCAAUUUCAAACUGAUGAAGAACUCCUUCUAUCCAGAGAACCUUUUACAAAAGUAAUCUAUUUUGAAAUAUAUAUACUUUUAGGAAUUCUAUCAAGCUUGGCAGGAAGGGUUCCAAUUUUAUAUCAAAGGUGCAUGGGAUAAGGCUCAAUUAGUAUUCCAGAAAACUUUGGUAAGCUUUUACAUUAACUUUAAAGAUUAUGAUUCCUGAACACAAGGACGGUCCUUCCAAUACACUUUUAGAUGUGAUACAUUCUAAUGGUGGAAAGGCUCCACAUGAUUGGAAAGGUUACAGAGAACUUACAGAAAAAUGA
Molecule: messenger RNA, 3414 nt
Organism: Paramecium octaurelia
Lineage: Eukaryota; Ciliophora; Oligohymenophorea; Peniculida; Parameciidae
Source: the annotation of a GenBank genome assembly